Molecule: messenger RNA, 600 nt
Organism: Naegleria fowleri
Lineage: Eukaryota; Heterolobosea; Eutetramitea; Acrasida; Naegleriidae
Exons: 2
Coding region: 1-600 (199 amino acids)
Source: RefSeq, a predicted model, not a curated record
AUGACUUCCCGAAUAAUUGAUGAAAGCGAUGAAAGAGGAAGAAAGUUUCGUACGAAUGUUGCAGCAUUUGCAGGAGAUGGUGGUAUUUCAUUGAUAUUGAGUCCUUCUUCAAGUCCAUCACUUACUACAAAUGAAGAAGGAGUUAUCAUGCCACAAGAAGAGCCUUCUUCCUCACAGCAAUUGAUAUCAUCACUCCGAUCUCAAAGAUUAAGCGACACCUAUCCUCUCAGAUCUCAACUUGCAGUCCAGACAAAACCUGCAAUCACAAGAUUUUAUCAGUCUAUUAUUUCUAAUUUAUUUAUUGAUCCAAUUGUUACUUUCCUAUUUCCGAGAGUUUUAGAUAAUCGAUUUCAAAAAUUGCCAAUUAUUAAUUUAUUCUUUAAGCCAACAACACAGGUCCAAUUGUUGUGUGCUUGGACUUGUGAUGAUGGACAUAUUUGUAAACAUACUCAUGGUCAUACAGGAAAGCAUGAAUGUAUUUUUGGUCAUGUUGAGGACAAACCUAUUUUAAAAUGUGGAAAGAUUUGUGACUACAUGCUCUUAGGGACAUACCAACAAACAGACGAGAACAGGAGGCGUUCAGAGAUGAGAAAGCAAUAG